Seminavis robusta is the source of this 987-nucleotide messenger RNA. NCBI's taxonomy places the organism in Eukaryota, Bacillariophyta, Bacillariophyceae, Naviculales, Naviculaceae. The record is from the annotation of a GenBank genome assembly.
GCCGUCCGCCGUCUUGGUAAAUACCAAUCAUGCUCCUCGGCUCGUCGGUCCACGCUGGGAGUGAUCGCGCUGAGAAGCUACUUCGCUCCUUUCCUCGUUUGUUGCUACUGCUGUCUGUCACAAUUCAAGCAGCCAGAUAUCUGGAACCGCAAACCUCCAACAAACCAAACCACCAAAAAGCUACCAAAACCAAGCAACCAUGAGCGAACCAUUCAUCGGACAAGUUGUUUUGUUUGCGGGCAACUUUGCCCCUCGAAGCUGGGCGUUUUGCAAUGGCCAAUUGUUGGCCAUUUCACAAAACUCGGCCCUCUUUUCCAUUUUGGGAACCACCUAUGGCGGUGAUGGAAGAACCACCUUUGCGCUACCCGACCUUCGAGGACGAGUCCCCGUGAGCCAAGGAACGGGUCCUGGAUUGCCCCCUAUCUCUCUUGGUCAAAGGCGUGGCUCCAACACGGCGACUCUGACUGUCAACAACAUGCCGGCGCACAAUCACGGUGCCACGGGAAGCCUCGCCGACAAGCAAGCUUGCAGCAAGGCUGGAACUACCAAAUCCUUAAAGUACCAACCCGGUCCGGCGAAUGAAGGAAGUUGCCAGUUGCGCUACGAGCUGCAACCCGUCGGCCGAGAGACGUGUUACUUUGACAGUGCGUCGGAUGUCUUGACGGUUGUGGCGGACCACGCCACCGAUACGGGCCUGUGCGAUCAUAUUUUGGGAGAAUUGGUCAGUGACACUGUUGCCAUUACCAUUACCAACUCGGGCGGAAAUCAGGCGUUUAGUAUCGAGCAACCCGUGUUGGGCAUGAAUUACAUUAUCGCCACUCAGGGUAUCUUUCCCAGCCGCAAUUAGUUUGGUAUGCUUCUCUUUCUUCUUUCUAUUCGAAUGCCUCCACACACAAUCCAAAAGCAGUUCAACCCUCUUUCCAGCUUGCGUUGGGGAGUUGAGUUUAUUAAAAUUAACCUAUAUUCUAAACAAAACAAUUUAUAUUG